AUGACUUCAAGACUAUUGGGGUGUAGGACACCCCAGGUUGACAAAAUAUGCCGCGACAUUCAUUAUUUAGAAUUAACCGGUAUAUCUCUGCAGUUGCAGUCUUUUCUAGUCGUUUUGGAGACUUUCUUGUCCAUGCCACAGGGUUCAGAUGGCUGCAGCAAAAUUUUGUUAACCGAGGGCUUUCGCAACCUCUUUUCAUGUUCAAAUUCUCCUGUGUCUGUUUUGCGCGCUAAUACCAGUGACAUGAAACUAUUUAAAAAAAGCGGCGAUGGUUACACAGGUAAAAGCGUUCAUUGGGCAUCUUUCUUAGCGGUCAAAAACAAUAAUUGUUUUUUGGACCUAUUUGAUUUGCGACCUGAAACGUCCGAACGCUUUUGGACCAAACUGUUAUGGAACAACCUGCGCAGUGCACCGCUCUUGUUACCCUCGAGUAAUAUCAAGUCGACAUUGCUGCACUGUCUGAAACUCGUCUGCCGGACAAAGGAAGAUCUCUGA
This is a messenger RNA of Helobdella robusta, 495 nucleotides long. RefSeq lists its product as hypothetical. The record is from RefSeq and is a predicted model, not a curated record. NCBI's taxonomy places the organism in Eukaryota, Metazoa, Annelida, Clitellata, Rhynchobdellida, Glossiphoniidae. The transcript has 3 exons. The coding region runs from base 1 to 495 and encodes 164 amino acids.